AUGAACAUAAAGAAAUUCUUAUUGAUUUACUUUAUAUACAUAUUCUUAGUAAUUACAAGAAGAGAAUAUUCUCUAGCUCAGAUAGCAACAAUACAAGGCUCUGCAAAUAUUGGAGUUACUAAUCCUUACAGUUUUGGACUUAAUUAUACAGAAGGUGAAUAUUAUCCUCUUAUAGAUGGAGAUAUUUGGCCUAUGAAUCAUAUUGUUUCUGUUGGAGGUAAUAUUACCUCAGAUGGUUUCUCAGUUAUACUAUAUACUGCAAAUCCAAAUGCAAUAGAGUUGUAUAUAGAAGGAAAUUUAUUCAAUAAACAAAUAUAUCGCUCAUGCUUUUAUAAUAAUUAUCGCUUAAGACUUUUAACUGUUGGAUCUAUACUUCAACCUAGGAUAUAUAAAUGGCCAUUUAUUAAUUCUUGGCAACUUUAUAUUCAAAGACAAGAAUAUGGUUUUGCUAUAGCUACCCAAUUUGGUUAUUCUGAACAACUAUUUUGGAGAAGAUGUCUUAAUGAACCUGUAGUUGCUGUAAAAGUUAUAUCACCUGGUUCAUUUAUUUCUGCAGAUGCUGUUGAUUGUGUGGUUUCAGAAUGGAGUGCCUGGUCACCAUGUAGCUCUACUUGUUAUAUUGGAAGUAAAUACAGAAUAAGGUUGGUAAUAAGACCUCAAACUUUUACAGGUGCACCCUGUCCACCUUUAAUUGAUACUCAAGGUUGCAAUUUGAAUAUUUUAUGUAAUGAUUGCACUUAUUCAAUGUGGUCUGAAUGGUCAUUAUGUAGCAACACUUGUUCAGGUGGAUAUCAAAGUAGAACUAGAAAACUUAUUUGGCAAUCUGAUAUAACAGCACCUUGUGACUUAUCUAGUUCAGAAACACAAGUUUGUAAUACUCAAGAUUGCCCUAUAAACUGUCUAGUAUCUGAAUGGCUAUCUUGGAGUUUGUGUUCAACUACUUGUGGAACUGGUGAAAGAACUAGAUCUAAAUUAAUUCUUCAAAAUGCACAACUAGGAGGAUUAUCAUGUCCUAGUAGUUCAGAAUUAAUAGAUACUGUACCCUGUACUGUUAGAGAAUGUUUUAAAAUGUGUGAUAUCAAAGGUAUAUGUAAAAAUGGAGCUACUUGUAUUGAUUUACCUGAUGAUGACUUUGCUUGUAAUUGUACUCACAAUUAUUAUGGUCAAACAUGUGAAUAUGAAAAGUAUAAAUGGUGGGUAUAUUUUUUAGUUAUUAUUGCAACGGAAGUUAUAAUUGUUGGAAUUAUUAAGCUUACAAUAUUAAACCCUCCAUCAUACAGUAUAAGUGAUACUCCCUAUCAGUAUAUACAUGAUAAUGCAGAAGUUAAUAAUGAAACAUUUAACUAUAACGCAGAUACUAGUAGAAUUAUUUAG
This is a messenger RNA of Cryptosporidium muris RN66, 1374 nucleotides long. RefSeq names its product thrombospondin type 1 domain-containing protein. The record is from RefSeq and is a predicted model, not a curated record. The transcript is spliced from 2 exons. Lineage: Eukaryota; Apicomplexa; Conoidasida; Eucoccidiorida; Cryptosporidiidae. Bases 1 to 1374 code for a protein of 457 amino acids.